GUGUUUCGCUUUCAGAUGCUGCAAAGCCUCGUUAAGAAUGUCUGGGUGCCCAUGAAGCCCUACUACACCCAGGUGUACCAGGAGAUCUGGGUAGGGAUGGGCCUCAUGGGCUUGAUCAUUUACAAGAUCCGCCGUGCCGAUAAAAGAAGUAAAGCUUUGAAAGCUUCGAGCCCUGCGCCUGCCCACGGCCACCACUGA
Molecule: messenger RNA, 198 nt
Organism: Orycteropus afer afer
Lineage: Eukaryota; Metazoa; Chordata; Mammalia; Tubulidentata; Orycteropodidae
Source: RefSeq, a predicted model, not a curated record